Penicillium egyptiacum is the source of this 927-nucleotide messenger RNA. The record is from the annotation of a GenBank genome assembly. Lineage: Eukaryota; Fungi; Ascomycota; Eurotiomycetes; Eurotiales; Aspergillaceae.
AUGGGAGUUUCCGGUUCUAACCUGUCCGGUAGACCACUUCGGAUGCAAGCACAACGUGUCGAUUCCUCUGACACACCACCGACUCAUGGCCCCCUGAAGGAUGUCUUUGGCGAGUAUACAAUCGUCACCGGAAAGUUCAACGAAAGGUCGGUACUACUCCAAAAACCAGAUGGAAGUGAAGAGAGCAUAAAUCCCAUAUUGAAGCAAGCCUUCUGUACUCCACCAAGAAGCAAUCGCCGGAUAGAUUGCUCAGAUGAAGUUGAUUGGGAGGGGCUAAAUGAAAUACCUGACCUUGGCAUCGCAAGGGCCUCUGUAGCUCACAAACAUGUGGAGGAAUUCAUGCAGAUGAUGAAAAGCGAAGAAAAGAGGAUUGUCGAUAACGAUAUCGCGAAAAAAAUGAAGAUAUGUGCAAGAAUGCUGAAAGGAAAGGAAAUUCCGGAUAUGGGCACUGACGACGAAGCCGAAGAGACCGAGUGUGAGACAGCAGAAUCGUCGGAUGAAGAGGGACCAGUCGAGGAGAGGAAGGAGAACCAACAAAGAAAAGACGAAGAGGAAGACCACGCGCCGCAGGGGAGAGCGGCGCAGAGAAAGACACCCAUGCCGGAGGAGCAGACGGCGAUAACCAUGACGCCAAUGUCCGAUUCGACCUCGGUUAAUGAGUCAAUUGACAAACCCAGGCAUCCAGGACAGACGGAGGGCAGAUCUUCUCAAAAGCGGAAGGGCAAUGAAAUGGAAGACAGCGAGGACGAGGCGCCUAGUACUGCAGCCGCGAAGAGGGCGAACACGGAUAGAAGAGGCGGACCUGGGCUUACCGUCGCCGAAAGGCAGGAGCAGAAACGACUCGCCAAUAGGAGAAAGAAACAGCGUGUGAAGGCGAAAAGGGCUCGGGCGAGACAUGAGAUUGAAGAGAGGGCUUUGGAGCCCUAG